CUCUCUCUCUCUCCUUCUCUCUCUCUCUCUCUCAAUUUCAGAAACAGUCACAUAAGAAGAUAUAGAUCUAACCCAGAGGAGAAGAGAAAGACAGAGAGAGAGUGAGAGAGAGAGAGGAAUCGAUGAUUAGGGUUUGAUGAUCAAGAAGACAAAGCUUUUAUAUAUGUUAGGGUUUAGCUAGGUUUGGGACAUGACUCAAUAUCAUGCUCGAGUAUGGAGAAGCUCUUUAACUACUACUCUACUAAUGGUGAUCUUGCUUUCUUCUCUUCUCCAUCUCUUCUGUCUAUAUUCACGUGUAGAAGCAAUUCGGGUAUCUCAAGAAACUCCUGCUGCUCCGGCUAAGAAACAACAACAACAAGAAGAUCUAAUGAAGAAGUACUUCGGCGGCGCCGGGAAAUUUCCUCCGGUGGAUUCUUUUGUCGGAAAAGGGAUCAGUGACAGUAAAAGAAUGGUACCAAGUUGUCCAGACCCUCUCCAUAACUAGUAGAAAUCAGUUUCUUGAUAUUUCUUGUUUUUUUUUUUUUUUUCAUUUUCAUCUUUUUAAUUAUUUUCUUCUUGUUUUUUUUUUUUUUGUUAAUGAUGAUCAAUCAACUAGUGUAUUUUACCCAAAAUACCCACGUUUUUCUUGUUAAUGUAAAGGAAAAACGAGGGUAUUUUGGAGAUUUAAAUCACUGAUCUAUUAAAAGAUCUCAUAUAUAUAAUUAC
Capsella rubella is the source of this 705-nucleotide messenger RNA. RefSeq names its product CLAVATA3/ESR (CLE)-related protein 27. The record is from RefSeq and is a predicted model, not a curated record. Lineage: Eukaryota; Viridiplantae; Streptophyta; Magnoliopsida; Brassicales; Brassicaceae. The coding region runs from base 191 to 484 and encodes 97 amino acids. The transcript has a single exon.